This is a messenger RNA of Penicillium manginii, 771 nucleotides long. RefSeq lists its product as uncharacterized. The record is from RefSeq and is a predicted model, not a curated record. The transcript has a single exon. The coding region runs from base 1 to 771 and encodes 256 amino acids. Lineage: Eukaryota; Fungi; Ascomycota; Eurotiomycetes; Eurotiales; Aspergillaceae.
AUGCGUCUAUACCAGUAUCUCUUCUUCCUAUCAGCUGCCGCAACGGCAACCGCAGCCGCCCUCAAUGAGACAUGCGCUUCAAGCCGUGAAUGUUCCAGAGACUCAUACUGCGACAUGAUCACAUCUACUUGCGCCGACAAGGCCAAACUAGGUACACCUUGCAUUGCAGACUGCCAUUGCGCCGAGGGCGUAUGCUACGGAGGAAUUUGCAAAAGAUGCGCCGCGGAUGACGACUGCAACGAGUAUGGCAGAGGGUAUGAAUACUGCGACCUCUCUACAUGGACAUGCAACAUCCAAGUGCAGACUGGCGAGACAUGCACGAAUAGUAAUAUGUGUCGUUCUAAGCACUGCUACCAGGGCACUUGCAAGCAAACCAGCGAGGGGGAGUCUUGCGUGACGGCGGCCGAUUGCGAAGGCAACGAGAGAUACCUUUGCUCCCCGUCCAAAAAAUGCAUCCGGGCCAACCGUCCAAAUGGCGAGGGAUGUGAGCUCAGUGGACAGUGCCUUUCUGGCCUCUGCUCUAAUGGAAAUUGCAAGGCGCCGGAUGGCUCGUGGGGGACUACGUGUAAGAAAAACUCGGAUUGCACGUCUCCAUUGGUAUGCGAUACAGAUGUUGAGGGAGGGAAGAGCUGUAUCCACGCUGGUCAGCAGUGGGUGGAUUACAGCAAAAGCGGAUGCACAGCGCCCGGAUUCCUUUGCACAUCUGAUAAAGCUUGUUGCUCUAAGAGUUGUAAGGCAAGCCAGAUUAUUGGGCUCUGGCAGUGUGCGUGA